This is a messenger RNA of Punica granatum (pomegranate), 1548 nucleotides long. The record is from RefSeq and is a predicted model, not a curated record. Lineage: Eukaryota; Viridiplantae; Streptophyta; Magnoliopsida; Myrtales; Lythraceae.
CGUGAAACUGAAACCCACUGAUAGGUAGAAACCUCACUCACUCACUCUGUCCCUCCAUUUUCUUUUCUUUUCUCAGCUCUGCUUUGAGCCACUCCCCAGUCUCUGCAACAAACAACUCAGACACAGAGCUAGAGAGAGAGAGAGAGAGAUGGGUCUGAGCUUCUUCUCCUCCUCCUCCUCCUCCUCCUCCUCUUUAUUGCUCUCCUCUCAGCAAUGACCAAGAACGAGAUAGACCCAAUCAACCACCACUGAACCUCUUCUUCUGAGGAGAAGAUGGCAUUACAGAACAACCAUCACCACCAUAGCAGCAGUGAGCAGACCCAAGAACAAGAAAGUCACUUCUUCUUGCUAGAUGCUCUGUACUGCGAGGAAGAACAGAGAUGGGAAGAAGAAGGAGAAGAGGAGGGGGUGGAAGAUGCAGCGGCAGAGGACUGCAUCGGAAAUGGGAGGAAGCCCUCUUCUCUUCUUCCUCUCCUGCUGCUGGAACAGGAUCUGUUCUGGGAAGACGAGGAGCUGCUCUCUCUCUUCUCCAAAGAAGAGGCCCAGCAGGAGGAGUCGGGUCUCGGAACAGAGCAAUCUGUUUCUUCGGGAUCGGUUCGUGGAGAAGCCGUGGAGCGGAUGCUGAGAGUGAGUGCUCAUUACGGGUUCUCAGCCCUCACCGCCGUGCUUGCCAUCGAUUACGUGGACCGGUUCCUCUCGAGGUUCCGCGUGCAGAGCGAUAAGCCGUGGAUGAUUCAGCUCGUCGCGGUGGCCUGCGUCUCCAUGGCUGCAAAAGUUGAAGAGACCUAUGUGCCUUUCCUUUUAGACCUCCAAGUGGGGGAAGCGAAGUACGUGUUCGAGGCGAAGGCCAUACAGACAAUGGAGCUGCUGGUGCUGUCCACGCUCAAAUGGAAGAUGCACCCGGUGACCCCACUCUCGUUUCUCGACCACAUCAUUAGGAGGCUCGGCCUCAAGAGCGAAGUGCACUGGGAGUUUUUCAGGAGAUGUGAAGCCCUCCUCCUCUCCGUCGUCUCCGAUUCAAGAUCUGUGGGCUAUCUUCCUUCUGUACUGGCCACCGCUACGAUGAUGCACGUCAUCGAAGAGGUCGAGACAGAUAGUCCUAUCGAGUACGAAGCCCAGCUACUUCGAGUUCUUCGUAUGAGUAAGGAAAAAGUGGACGGCUGUUAUCAACUCAUCCUGGGGAUAUCGAAGGCCCGAAACACCGACCACGGUGUCAUCAACUUGCACAAGCGCAAAAGCGGCCAGAUUCAGAGCAGCUCUAGGGGUGCAACCGAAUCAUCCUUGAUCAGUAGCACUACUGAUGAUAUAUCCAAUGAGGAUCAUCAUCAUCAGCCUCUUGUCAAGAGAAGCAGAGUACAGCUCCUAGAGAAGAGCAACUCGUGCAACAAUGCUGGUGGCAGUCUAUUGUCGCUCGGUCGGGUUUUCAUGAACGCUGUGCGCAGCCCGCACUAGCUUGCCCUAGGUGGAGAGCAAGGUCACUGAUGCAGACAUGCAGAGCCAAUUACGGAUAAGAAGUCAGGAGAUGUCCAGCCGACACUAGGAUAAAAA